Molecule: messenger RNA, 3594 nt
Organism: Colletotrichum acutatum
Lineage: Eukaryota; Fungi; Ascomycota; Sordariomycetes; Glomerellales; Glomerellaceae
Exons: 3
Coding region: 1-3594 (1197 amino acids)
Source: RefSeq, a predicted model, not a curated record
AUGGACGACGACGUCCCCGCUGCUGUCAAGGCCGAGGAGGUGAAGACGGUGGAGGAUACGCUGGAAGAUACACCAGAGGAUGUCAGGGACGAGACUCCCGAAGUCGUCGAGGAGUCAAAGACUGAGUCGGAAGAUGUGAAGGAAGACGACAAGGAAGAAGACACAACGACAGCUGAGGCAACUGCAACAGACGCUGUUGUGGAGGCUGAUACUGAGGACACUCCUGAGAAGGAAGCCGAGACGACAGUUGAGGAGACGAAGUCUGCUGCAGACGAGGUCUCUGAAGAACCCGAAGCCAACGUGGAAGACACAGAACCUGCCUCGGAAGAAACACAUACCACUGAAGAGGAUAAGCCGGAAGCAACGACCGCGGAAGAAGGCGAAAACACGCCAGCAGAUGAGGAUUCGCCUGCGAAUACCGAAACCAAAGAUACACCUGAGGAAGAGCCUUCAAGUAUAGAGGCUGAAGAUAAGAAGGAAACCUCAGAAGAUACUCCCCAACCAGCGGCUGAGGAGCAGACUGAGCUUGAGGAGUUGGUGGCUGAAGUAGAGGCGGAGCUUGAGGCCGAGCCUGAAGCUGCCGUUGAGACUGAGGAAGCUGCUGAAGAAACAACACCUCCGGCAGAACCUGAGCUCCAGCCCGAGGAAGACAGCAAGGAAGAUACGGCCCCAACAGAGCCCGAGCUAGAGGCUACCGAGCCAGAAGCUAAGCCAGAGGUUCAGCUAGAGCCCGAACCCGAAGUAGAGGUCGAAGUCGAGGCCGAGAAAGAAUCUACACCCGCCCUAGAGACAGAGCCUGAAGACGAAGAAGUCGAGAGGGGAAGGUCACUCGGCCCUGCGGCUGAAAUCACAACUAUCGCCGACGAGGACCACGAUGAGCCCGCCGCUGUCCAAGAAGCCAGCCGCUCCUCUUCGUCCCUCCGCCGUGUCUCCGGUCGUACCGAUGCUCUCAUUCAGGCUGCCGCCAAGGAGGUCCUCGAGCGACUCGAGGCUCAAACCAUGGAGACUAUUAGGAACAGGUCACAUGCACGCCACGACUCCACAGGAUCUACAAAUAACGGCACAGAGCUACACUACGAUGUGAGCACUCGCCGCGAAUCCUACAACACCGACUCGCGUGCUAGCCGCCGUGAGUCGUACAACACGGAAUCGCGGGCAAGUCGUCGUGAGUCUUACAAUACACACUCACGAACCAGCCGCCGGGAAAGCGACGCCCACCGCCGACCCACGCAUAACGAGGACGGCGGCGACAGUUCCUCCCAGCACGGCGACUCGGACGUCUUCAGCGACCGCAGCCCGCGUAGCUCACUCGGCUCUUUUGAUGGCAACAUCGACCACCACAAGGACACCAGCAACCGCUCCUCCAAGAGAUUCUCCCACAUGUCCGAUGACGUCUCCGUGUCCGAGAUGUCCUACUACGACAAGGAAGAUUUCGUUCCAACCAUUCGCGGCGCGCCGAGGAUGCCCUUCCGUUCCCCCUCCGACGUUCGGGCUCUGCAAUAUUCAUCCCCCGCGCCCUCCGUGACCGGGGGCUCCUACUCGCCGCGCUCUGGCAAACGCUCCCAGGUGCCGACCAUCUCCCGCCUCGGCAGCCCCAACGUGUCCGCCCAAUACUCUGCCAAGGGCCGCAAGACGCCUACCCGCUUCAACCCCAAGAAGGAGCCCGCCCCGCUCGUCCUCUUACACGUCACUCUCCUGCCACUCCGCUGGCAGUGGGCUGAGAUUCUGGAGCAGACGUCCUCCGAGACCCUGUCCCCGGAAGCGAAGACGCUCCGCGAGGCGUGGCACCACCUCCACGACCGCGUCGCCGACACCGUCUGCGAGCGCGGCAUUCUGCUCUCCCACCCGCAAGACGAAUACGAGAUCCUCGAAGAGCGGCUGUUGGAAGCCCUCGACCUGCCCCUCCGCCGACGGGCCCGCGUUCUCGAGUGCGGGCACUACCUCGGCCCGUCCAACGAGAUGACGCUCGGCGAGGACAUGGACAGCGACGAGGACGAGUACGACGAAGAGUCGAGGCGCAAGAGCGCGCUGCCCAAGAUGCACUGGUGCCAGACGUGUCGCCACGAGAUCCGCUACGAGUCCCUCGGCCCCGGCAAGAUCUUCCGCAUCAAGGUGUACGCUAGCAACGGCCUUAUGAGGACCGGUGCGUGGGCUGCGUGCUGGAAGGAGAUGGAGCGCGUUGAUGUUGAAAUUGAGCCCAUUGUCGAGUCGGCUGUCCUGGAUGAGCUGGAGCGUCUUGUUGUUGCGCAGUCGCAGCAGAUGUCGCUUGUCAAGCACGAUCCUACGAUUCUUGAGUCUACUGAGGGGAGAGAUAUGCCUGAGGACCGCGGCAUGUCGGACUUUGACCGCGAUAUGCCCUCCAUGGAGGAACCUCUGCAUGAGACGUCGCAUAUUGAGGAGACUCAUCUCUUGGAGCCGAAGUACAUUGAGAGCGAGGCUCAUAUUCCGGUUUCAUCACCUCCCCCUGCUGCGGCAGAGGAUACCCGGCCCCCAUCUCCGGAGCCGAUGCCCCGCUACGAUCAAAGCGAGGAACGCCGUCUCCGCGACGAGGCGCGUAUGCGUGAGAUCUACGGACACCCUCCGGCUCCUGAAUCAGAGCACCACGAGCCAGCUCCCGAAUCUCGGCCGGCAUCGUCGCACCACGACGCCUACUCGGCUCGCUCCCCUCCUCCACCUCAACAGCAACCUGAGCCUGAACCUCAACAACCUCAUUACCACGAGCAACACCAGCACCACCAGUCCCCGCCCCCACCGGAGGAAUCCUACGCCCAGCACCACCAGCGCCAACAAGCGUUCCAAAACGCCGGGCUCGCGGAGCUGCUCCUCGAGGCGGCACGGGUGUUUAUGCAGGAUAAGAAGAACCUCGCCAUCGUGGUCAUGAGUUUGCUUGUGCUCUUCAUGGCCAUUCGUCCUGCGCCGAGGGAGGUGAAGGAUUGGGAUGGGCAGUUUGUCGAUCAUGCUGCCGCGCCUGUGGUUGAGGUUCCUGCUUCGCAAGCGCAGGCUCCGGUGAUGGAGAGCAUUGAGGCUGUUGUGGAGUCUGUGACGGCGUCAGAGGCUUCGGUGGCGCUUGAGGUUAUUCAGCCUACGCCUGAAGUUGAAGUUGCUGAGCCUAGUGUGGAGGUGUUCGUGUCUGAGUCUGUUGCGAGCGUUGAAGAGGUUGAGACUACGUCGACGUUGGCUACGGAGCAGACUUCUGUGACUGCUUCUCCUUCUUCUGAGGAGGAGGUGAGCGCUCCUUCGCCUACACCUGUUCAUGAGACUAUCACUACCAGAGAGUUGGUGCGUAUCAUUGAGACAGUGACGGAGACGGUCAAGGCUGUUGUUACGGAGACGGAGGUUGUCAGGGUUCAGCCUACGGCUAGUGUUGCGCCUGAGGUCGAUGGGACGGAAGAGGCAUCAGCUUUUGAGACUGUGUCGCCCGUCGAAGAGUUCACAGGAGAUGCUGAGGUUGAGGAAGAAGCGCCGGCCACUGAGUCGACGUUGCCCGUCGCAGAGGACGCAGAACAAGACGUCACGGAUGAGCAAGCAGAGGAUGUGAAUGACGAGACUGAGCAGAUGGAGGAAACGGAUGAGAAUGAACGGGACGAGCUGUGA